AUGAAGCUAUUUGUCACUUUUGGAGCUGUGGCAGCGCUUGAACUUAUUCCUGUCACACCACCACCGACAUGCCCUGAUCUAGACAAGAAUGAGAUUUGCAGCUCUGCCUGCGCUCAAGAGCUCAAUAACUGCAAGGAAGAAUGUGACCCUGAAAACAUAACUUGCUCAACUCGAUGUGAUGCGGAGGCUCUUGACUGCACAACUGCCUGUCCCUGCAAUUCGGGCUGUCCAGGUGGCUGUGAUCAAUGCUCUGACCAUCCAACAUGCGAGUCUGGUCUUGAUGAGUACAUCAUGAUCCUGAAUCCUUAUUCUGCUCCUUACGGAGACGUUUUUCUGGUUGAGCUUGCAAAAGAUGAAGUUCAUCUUGGAUCUGUCAAUUAUAACCUCAAUUUUUAUGACAUGGAAGACUCUUGCUAUGCUUUCAUGAAAGGCGAGCACUGGUUUCUCGGAGGAUACUACAAUCCUCAUAUGAUCGCAAAGCUCAGUCUUGAUUCCUGUUCAAUUUGGCCAGAACAAAACGUCUUAGAAGUGACACAUAUUGAUGGAGUCUGGGGCUCGUGUGCUGUGUACAAUGAUGUGACCCACAUGUGUUUUGACGAGGAAAGCACUGGUUUCACAAAAUGCCAGACCUUCGAUGGAGAGAAGCAAGCUUUGCUCGAUGUAGAGUCAAACGAAGAACAUGACUGGGCGGCUAUGACUGUUUAUAGCAACAAGAUGUGGGUUGUCGGGGGCUGCAGCGAAACAACAAAUCGUUGUCAUAACUUUGUGGAAUCAUACGACGGACGAGAGUGGUCGCUAGACCCUGCUCACAAUUUCCCUGUUCCUGAGAUUUCCGGGCAUGUCCUUGUUGCCGAUGCACGUGGAAUGUACUCGCUUUCCGGCCGACCAUUUAACCUUUCCCAAAAUAUGUCUGACGCUCAGGCUGGUGCAACAUAUUUUACCUCUGCAAAGAUGGUCGAUGGAGGUUAUGCUUAUGGCGGAGAAGAUACGUUGGAAAAGAUAACUCUGAGCGAAGAAAAUUUCGACUCCGUUAAUCUCGGAGAAUCUCCCCUUGGUGACGUGUACGAUCUUUACUACGCAGCUAUGAUUCUCGUCGAUGGACCUGUUUGUGGUUCCGGCUUUUUAUUUUAA
Molecule: messenger RNA, 1131 nt
Organism: Oikopleura dioica
Lineage: Eukaryota; Metazoa; Chordata; Appendicularia; Copelata; Oikopleuridae
Source: the annotation of a GenBank genome assembly